AAAGUUCAUCGAAAAUGAGCAAAUCUAUGAACUGUUGGCAAACCCGCCGCGCGUUGCAGUUGGUAAUUGAAGAACACAUCGCGUGAGACGCGUGUGUUUGCAUCCUCUGCUGAUAUAUAAAUAAUUUGGGCAAUGAGCGAGCCGCAGUCGAAAAAAGUAAAAACCAUGACUUCGUUGAAACAGCUGAAAGAUCAUACUAUGGUGGUCGCCGACACUGGCGAUUUUGAAGUUAUGGAACAAUUUAAGCCCAUGGAUGCAACCACGAAUCCGUCCUUGAUCCUUGCUGUUGCUAAUCAAAAAAAAUAUGCACAUUUGAUUGAGAAGGCUGCUCAAUACGGUAAAAAGUCUGGAUCCACUUUAGUCGAGCAGGUUGAAGCAGCCCUUGAUAUCACGUGCGUUUUAUUCGGCAAAGAGAUAUUGAACGUAAUCCCUGGAAGAGUUUCCACAGAGGUGGAUGCCAGAUUAUCCUUCAACAAGGAAGCCAGCAUUGAGAAGGCGAAACGUUUGAUUACUUUGUAUGAAGGACUCGGCGUGAGUAAGGAUCGAAUCUUGAUCAAGCUCGCUUCAACUUGGGAAGGCAUUCAAGCGGCAAGAGAGUUGGAGGACAAAUAUGGAAUUCACUGUAACCUGACGCUGUUGUUCUCUUUCGCGCAAGCUGCUGCUUGCGCAAACGCAGGAGUCACUCUCAUUUCACCGUUUGUCGGUAGAAUUCUCGACUGGUAUGUAGAAAAUACGGAUAAAAAGUCUUACGAAGCGAAAGAAGAUCCAGGCGUUGUCUUCGUGAAGAAAGUUUACAAUUAUUACAAGAAGUUUGAUUACAAAACGACCGUAAUGGGUGCUUCAUUCAGAAAUGUCGGUGAAAUCAAAGAACUCGCUGGCUGUGAUUGUCUCACUAUAAGCCCGAAAUUACUGGACGAAUUGGAUAAGAGCAACGAGCCUGUUGAUAAAGUUUUGAGCAUGGAAUCUGCAAAGAGGAGUGAUUUUGAACAGCUCGACUUGGACGAGCCGGAGUUUAGAUGGCUUUUAAACGAAGACGAAAUGGCGACCAACAAAUUGUCCGAGGGUAUUCGCAAAUUUGCCGCAGAUGCGCUCAAGCUUGAAAAGUUGCUGCAAGAUAAGAUUCAAGCUUAAAACGGACAACUAAAAGUGAAAUUUUAACAGUGACAUAAUAUAUACAUGAGAACAUAAUGAAUGCAAUACAUUCCUAUUGUUCAUAUGUUUAAAAUAAUCAACUGUCGUACCUGUGUAAAAAGUAGAAAGAAGAAAAAUUGAUGUAACAAGCUUAUAUUUCUCGAGACAUAUUAAAGGACCUACACGCGUGUGUAUGUAUAUAUUUCUGGAAAAAAUAUAUUUGUUAUAAUUUGAAAAAAAA
Messenger RNA from Odontomachus brunneus, 1372 nucleotides. It is a transcript of the gene Taldo, whose product is annotated as transaldolase. The transcript has 6 exons. Gene Ontology annotation, biological process: carbohydrate metabolic process; pentose-phosphate shunt, non-oxidative branch; pentose-phosphate shunt. Gene Ontology annotation, molecular function: transaldolase activity. Gene Ontology annotation, cellular component: cytoplasm; intracellular anatomical structure. Bases 133 to 1131 code for a protein of 332 amino acids. The record is from RefSeq and is a predicted model, not a curated record. Lineage: Eukaryota; Metazoa; Arthropoda; Insecta; Hymenoptera; Formicidae.